GGGCCUUGGCUGCUGCUGCUGCUGCUGCUGCUGUUGUUCCUCUGGCUCUUCCGCCUCCCGCCGCCGCCGCUGCUCACCUCUUUCGGUGUCCAUUCGGAGAGGAGAAGAAGGAAGAUGGCGGACCUGGAGGAGCAGCUCUCGGACGAGGAGAAGGUGCGCAUAGCAGCAAAAUUCAUCAUUCAUGCUCCUCCAGGGGAAUUCAAUGAGGUCUUUAAUGAUGUUCGAUUGCUGCUUAAUAAUGAUAAUCUUCUCAGGGAGGGAGCAGCUCAUGCAUUUGCACAGUACAACUUGGACCAGUUUACCCCAGUCAAAUUGGAAGGCUAUGAUGAACAGGUCUUAAUAACAGAACACGGUGACUUGGGUAAUGGAAAAUUUUUGGACCCCAAAAACAAGAUCUCCUUUAAAUUUGAUCAUUUAAGAAAGGAGGCUACUGAUCCAAAGCCCCAUGAAGUUGAAAAUGCAAUUGAGUCAUGGAGGAAUUCCAUAGAAACUGCAGUGAGAGCAUAUGUGAAAGAACACUACCCAAAUGGUGUCUGCACAGUAUAUGGAAAAACAAUUGAUGGACAUCAAACAAUUAUUGUAUGCAUAGAAAGCCACCAAUUUCAAGCAAAAAACUUUUGGAAUGGUCGUUGGCGAUCAGAAUGGAAGUUUACAAUCACUCCUUCAACCACUCAAGUGGCUGGUAUCUUGAAAAUUCAGGUUCAUUAUUAUGAAGAUGGAAAUGUUCAGCUAGUGAGUCAUAAAGAUAUACAGGAUUCUUUAACAAUUACUAAUGAAGCCCAAACAGCAAAAGAAUUUGUAAAGAUUGUAGAGGCUGCAGAAAAUGAAUACCAGACUGCUAUCAGUGAAAAUUAUCAAACAAUGUCGGACACUACUUUCAAGGCCUUACGCCGACAACUGCCAGUUACUCGCACAAAGAUUGACUGGAAUAAGAUCCUUAGCUACAAGAUUGGGAAAGAAAUGCAGAAUGCCUAAAAUGAAGAUUGCAAGUCUGGAUCGUUUUGGUGUCCUUGUGUACAAAAUAAUCACAAAGGUAUUCAGAAUUGUUAUGUCACCCAAUCAGCAUGGGCAUUUGCCAUUGAAAAUCACUGUAAGUAGUUUGAACACAAGGCUUAGCUAAUUGACCAUUUUUCUUUGUCAUUUUGUUUCUCCUUUCAAAACUUAUGAAAUCAGUGUAGCUGGAAAUGUUGAGAGCUUCUGAUAUAUUUAGACUUUUUUAUAAUGAUGCCAUGCCUAUAGUUUUCAGUUAAAUCAAAACAGUUUGAAAAAUAUUUUUGCAUAAGAUUAUCCCACGUUGCUUGCUAUCAUGCAGAAAGACAUCUUCUAGAACACAGUUCCUUAGAAGAGGUUGUUACUGGAUAUCACAAGUUUGACAUUCAACAUGGAUUUUAGCCAUGUGUAUUGUUGUAGAAAUAAUCUAUCCCUCCACCAUAUGAAAGCCUGGAGAAAACAUUUCUUUAUCCACUCUCCAGUUUAUUUAGCUAGCUUGGUGUUAACUUUUUUUAAAGGCCAACGUCUAAUGCUGUUUUUAAGGUGUUGAAAUUAAACAUUUGUGCUUAUUUUGGAAAUGCAUUUAGUGCUCUUUUCCUGACAGCUACUCAGAUGAGUUUGGAUUCCAUCAGUCCUCAAGUUAUUUUUACCAUACAGCCAUAACUGUACUAUAACAAGGCAUAUUGUAAUACAUAUAUAUAUAUAUAAUCCUGUACUCAUUACUGUGUCUGUCAGUUUAUUUUUUUCUUGGAUUGAAAUGUACUAAAAAUUCAAUGUGACAUUAAAAUGCAAAUUUUCUAUUUA
Sceloporus undulatus (fence lizard) is the source of this 1794-nucleotide messenger RNA. It is a transcript of the gene CAPZA2, whose product is annotated as capping actin protein of muscle Z-line subunit alpha 2. Bases 115 to 975 code for a protein of 286 amino acids. Gene Ontology annotation, molecular function: actin filament binding. NCBI's taxonomy places the organism in Eukaryota, Metazoa, Chordata, Lepidosauria, Squamata, Phrynosomatidae. Gene Ontology annotation, cellular component: F-actin capping protein complex; actin cortical patch. The record is from RefSeq and is a predicted model, not a curated record. The transcript is spliced from 10 exons. Gene Ontology annotation, biological process: actin cytoskeleton organization; barbed-end actin filament capping.